This is a messenger RNA of Schistocerca gregaria, 1350 nucleotides long. RefSeq names its product vesicular glutamate transporter 2-like. The coding region runs from base 1 to 1350 and encodes 449 amino acids. NCBI's taxonomy places the organism in Eukaryota, Metazoa, Arthropoda, Insecta, Orthoptera, Acrididae. Gene Ontology annotation, biological process: monoatomic anion transport; transmembrane transport. The transcript has 10 exons. Gene Ontology annotation, molecular function: transmembrane transporter activity. The record is from RefSeq and is a predicted model, not a curated record. Gene Ontology annotation, cellular component: plasma membrane.
AUGGCCCAUCACUCCAUCCCUGAUCCUACUCAGUGCCAUGUGCACUCUACAAAAAACAAUCUGGGCAUCCUUCCAGUGCCAUCCAAAAAGAAACGCUGCAGCGGCAGAGAGUGGAUAGCGGACUGUGCUGCAGCGCGGCUGUCGGCCGGCAACGUGCUGUGGCUGUUGGCGCUCUGCGGCUUCGCCCUCAACUACGCGGUGCGCGUCAACCUCAACAUCGCCAUCGAGGCCAUGGAUGGCCGAUACGACUGGAACGAGCACCAGCAGGCUCUGGUCCACGCAGGGAAUGGAUUGGCAAUCGAUGCACUGUAUGACGGCGAACUGGGUGCCGCCCAACGACAGAGCAAGUUCAUCUCCGCUUACCUCUGCAGCAGUGUGGGAGCUGCGCUGACGUUCCCGGUGUCGGGUGCCCUGAUUGGCUGGCUGGGCUGGCCCGCCAUCUUCUAUGCCACAACACUGGCGCCCAUUGUCUGGUUCCUGGACCGGUGGCUGCUCGUCUUCGACCAUCCUCACCACCACCCGCGGUUCUCCUAUUCUGAGCUACGUUAUCUGCAAGUCAGACUGGUUGGUGAUGCUGCCAGCUACAAGCCAGCAACUCCCUGGGGACGCGUCCUAACCUCGCGCCAGGUGUGGCUGCUGGUGUUGGCCAAGUGGGGCAGCUUCUGGGUGCUGUCCACCCUGCUGACGCAGGCACCCACCUGCCUCAGGAACAUACAUGGCUGGAGCAUCGGCAUGGUCGGCCUGUUCUCUGGUAUACCUCACAUCGGCAGGACUGCGUUUGCGCUGCUUGUCUCCAGGGUUGGAGAUUUCUUGCUGAAGAAGGAAAUCAUCUCGAGGCCAUAUCUCAGAAAAGUGGCCACUAGCUCCUCGCUGCUGGUGGGAUUAUCGUACUCUGGCUGCAGCCACGGCGCCGCCACGGCCUUCCUGGUGGCCGCCGUCUCCGUCAACGGCGCCCUCGCCACGGGGCCGCUGGUCGCACUUGUAGAUAUCAGUCCCAGCUUCUGCAACAUCCUGCUUGGUUUAAACAACGUCGUUAGCACCCUGCCUGGCUUCAUCUCUCCAGCAGUCGUGGGGGCGCUUACUUACCAAAACCAGACGCCGGCACAGUGGCGCGCGGUGUUCCUCAUCUCGGCGGCGAUGGCGGCCGUGCCGGGAGCUGUGUACGCAGUGCUGGGGGACGCGAUGCUGCAGCCGUGGGACCAGCCUCCCGCGCCACUAGCGGACGCAGAAGGCAGCCGGGAAGUGACCCCACUCCAGCCAGGAGGGCCAGAAGGGGGGCACAGCCGGCUGGCGGAUCCGCUCUGCGAGGCCGGCCACUGGAGGCGGGCAGCGGACUCCAGCACUCAGUAG